CACAGUCAUACCUUACUGUGAAGUCAGACUAACAGUUUGUAGCUGUCUGACAAAUGGCAUUGUUCAUCCCUGAUAUGGCUGGUCAUCUGUUCUUGGUCAUCCUCCUUUUUGAUACGUUCCAAUCCAUCAAAGCCCAAGGCCCUCCUCUUCCCAGGUUGACGGUGAGUCCUGCAGUCAUCAGAGAGAGAGACUCAGUUCAGCUGAGCUGUGAGACUCCUCCAUCCGUCUCCGUGUCUCAGUGUUAUCUCUUCACUGAGAAGGGAGACUAUAAACCAUCCUGUCGGCAGACACUCACAGGGACUGAGCUCCUCUCGUGGUCAGAUCAACGUUCACCUGCUGUGGUCAACGUGAGAUGUUACUACUAUGCUAUUGGUAGUUCUUCCCCAUCCUCUCACAGUGACCCUGGCUCAGUAACUGUCCAAGUCCCUCCUCAGCUGACAGUGAGUCCUGAAGUCAUCAGGGAUACGGACACAGUUCAGCUGAGAUGUCACACUUCUCAAUCUACCUCUGUGUCUCAGUGUUACUUCUACAUAGCGGAAAGACAACAUCUCCAAUAUCCUACAUCCUGUCAGCAGUCACUCACAGGGACCAAGCUGCUUGAAUGGGCAGGUCAUGGUCCAACCACCAAGGUCAACAUGAGAUGUAUCUACUAUGCUGUAGAGAUGUCUAUCUACUCUCCUUACAGUGACCCUGUCUCAGUCACUCUCCUGGACCUCCCUCAGCCCAGGCUGACAGUGAGUUCUACAGUCAACAGAGAGAGAGACUCAGUUCAGCUGAGCUGUGACUCUCCUCCAUCUGUCUCUGUGGCUCAGUGUUUCUUCUACACAGAGGUGAAAAAUCCUAAACCCUCACCCUGUAUGAGGUCACUCACGGGGGCUGAGCUGCUCUCGUGGGCAGGUGAACGUUUACCUGCUGAGGUCAAACUGAGAUGUUUUUACACAGUAGAGAAUCACUAUCCAUCGAUGCACAGUCAUCCUGCGCCUAUCACUAUUCUUGGUAAACUGCAGAAACCAGACAUUAGUGUCAAUGACGAAUCUUCUCAUGACAUCACUAUUGCCUGUGUACUUCCUGAGUCUGUCAGUGAUGGUCAUAGCUGUAACCUGUACACUGGAGACCAGCCUCAGGCCUACAAAGAGGUUUUGGUGAGGAGAUUUAACGCAGCAUCAUCCAAACUAUUCUGUACCUUCAGUGUUACUAAGAAUGAUCUGUUCAGGCAUCUGCAGUUGGAGAGAGAUGUGAGCUGUGACUAUAGAGUGAACACAGGAUCACACUCACUGUCUCCCCGCAGUGAUAAAUACAUAAUUACUGGUCAGAAACCAAAUAUUACAGUCAGUCUGAAAGGGAACCUCAUCCUCACCUGUUUAAUUCCUGGCUCUGUCAGUAAUGACACCACCUGUAACCUGUAUGUUGGAGAGAAGAGUAAGUGUCUUUUUAGAGCACAAAUCAGGAAGAAGAAACACAAAGAUUCCGAAUGCUGGUUCUGUCAAUUCUCUGCGGCUGAGAGUGAUCUGAUCAGUUGUCUACAGUCAGUGAGGCGUAAGGAGGUGAGCUGUGACUACAGAGCGAGCUCAGGACCAAACUCUCUCUCUCCACGCAGUGAUUGGAACAGCUUUACAUUGGGUUUGACUCCAGAUCCUAGAUCUACUUUGCCUCACAGCACGACAGUGAGUCCUACAGAAGUUUUGACUGUUACUUCUACUUUGAUCCUAGACACCACAGUGAGACCAACUACCAGUUUGACCUCUCCUUUGACCCCCAGCACAGCAGUGAAUCCUACAUCAGCAAUGCAGUGUUUUAAAGGUUUGACCUCUCCUUUGGCCCCCAGCACAGCAGUGAAUCCUACAUCAGAUUUGACUGUUAGUCCUACUUUGACAACUGACACACCAACGAGUCCAACUGAAAGAGGUCAAAGCUCCACAGACAGCGUUGUGAAUUCAAACAGUCAAAAAAGAGUUUGGGCGGUGCAACUAUGGCAGGCAGCAGUGGGUGUGGCUUCUGGAGUGGGCGUGUUCCUGAUGGGAUUGACAGUUGUCUAUCUCUGCAGGAGGACCAAGAAAACCAAUUCUCUGAGCCCUACAGCCAGACAGGAUGAACACAGCCAAUGUGAUUUGGUGAUGGGAGCUAUGAGCAGUGCAGUCAUGUUGGAUUCAAGGGAUGCUGGGAUCAAUUCUCUCAUCACCUCUGUACCGUCCACAUUUUUGCACUCAGGUCCUGUGCAGCAAUCUGCAAAUGAAGAUGCUGAUUCAGAGAAUGCAGGGGUCUACAGCCUGAUCACUUCUGUACCAUCCAGAACUUUACCAUUAGGUCAUUUUGAAGAAAAUGGAAAGUCAUCUGAAAACGACAAUUCUGAUAUGUACCAUGUAUACAGCUCAAUCCCCGACAGACCAGAAACCUCAGCCCAGCCGGAUGGGUUUCACAGUCUUCUGCAGACACACUGAAACUACACCACUGGCUCUCUGUAUGUCUCACAGAAAAGUGGUUUCUAUCAGGAUGUCCUUUAUUUAUCACACAUCAUGUUACUUUAAAUAAGUAGCUAAAACAUCUACCACAGUGCCGUUUCUGUUUAUAAGCGACAUACAGUAAGCAGCCGCUAGAGGCCCCUCCCCCCUCCAAAAACAACCGUAGGAUAGUAGAAUACACAACGUGCAGUUUCGAAAUGUGGUUCUUCGUCAGAAGUUUUUCUCUUGUUAUGUCAGUCACUGACAGUCACUCAAUAAAUCCCAUGACAGCUAAGAUUUUAUAGAUUGCUAGGCCCAGUUAGUCUUGCCAGCUAUCUAAGCAUUGUAGUAAUGGCUGAAUUACUGCCCAGGGGCCCUGACCUGCAGGGGGCCCCCAAUAAUUUUGUUAGUCACUCUCACUCAGAUAUCAAAUGAACAUAGCAUAAGUCAUGGCAAAUGUUUAGAAUUGCAGUAAAUUAGCUUUAAAACCGAAUGUUAUUAUUUCAACGACAAUGGCAUACUGUGUUGAAUUGCAGGACAUUAAGUUCUCUCCGCCCCAUGGCAAAAUGAGUAGAAUUGCAGGACAUUAACUUUAAAGCUCCAAAUGUUUCUCUUCACCGCCAUGAGCGGGGCCACUAAAAUGUUUUAUCGGUGAGGUGGGCAAAUCUCGCUUAGGGCCCUCAAAAUGCUUGGAACUGACGUAAUUUACUGUAUCACACAUUGAAACCUGGAUUGUGUUACAUGCCUAUCCAUAAUAUCUGUUAAUAUGUUAGUAUUUUUAUUUGGGGAUUUUGGAGGUGUCCGGGGCAUACUCCCCUUUAAAUAUUUUUAAGUAAAUGCCCAAAUAAAUAUACACUGUAUUUAUAUAUAUUCUGUCAUCUGUGUGAUACCUCCUUCCAUAACGGUUUGAUAAAAUUUACUAAAUAAAAUAUAUUUGUGAUCAAAAUCGAUAGAUACAGACAAUUAAAAAUCAAUAAAUAUAUAACAUUCACACAAUGCAAAAAACAGGUAAAUAGGAAAUUAAGAUCAAUUCAUUGAAAUUAAGUCAUUAAGAUCCAAAGUGGUAUUAUUGAUAAGACAUUUUUCUUGGUGAAAUUCAUCUUGUGUUUAAAUAUGCUUAUUAUAUAAGGCCCCCCCCCCACACACACACACACAUAAAAACUGGGGGAAAAGUCUGUUAACUUUUGGUGCAAAAAUUGUUAAAUUAUCAACCCCAAAAGCCUGAUCUUAUAGCAAAAGUAUUGAUAUUGAUAUUUCCCACAUACUUUGUUACAAGCUACAAAAUAUAACAUUUUGGUUUUAAAAAUGUUUACAUUGUUGACCUAAAACUGAAAAAUAUAGAUGACCUAAAUGCUAUUCAAAUCUCCAAACUUCUCCAUGUUUACUUGUUAUUUUCCAAGUUCCCAGAUGAAUUUAAACUUACUCAGAACAUCAGUCGCUCCUACAAUGUGCAGUGUUGUAGACACAUUCUAGCCUUGAAGUCCAAUGACUGCGGAGUGGUUAAGAUGUAAAUGGUGUGAGAACACAACUUCAUUACAUUGUUUUCCAGUUACCAUGAGCUUACAUUCUGUUUCGAUGCACACUUGAGCCCAGCGGUCAGGGAUUAUGGUGAUGGCUUUGUUUGUUGAAAAGGGGUGGCUCCCCUCCCCUCCCAUAUACACACUGUGCAUAGAUAUUUCUAUUGUGUUAUUGACUGUACGUUUGUUUAUGUGUAACUGUGUUUUU
This is a messenger RNA of Oncorhynchus masou masou (cherry salmon), 4163 nucleotides long. RefSeq lists its product as uncharacterized. The transcript is spliced from 22 exons. The record is from RefSeq and is a predicted model, not a curated record. Bases 54 to 2438 code for a protein of 794 amino acids. Lineage: Eukaryota; Metazoa; Chordata; Actinopteri; Salmoniformes; Salmonidae.